Molecule: messenger RNA, 1284 nt
Organism: Entrophospora sp. SA101
Lineage: Eukaryota; Fungi; Glomeromycota; Glomeromycetes; Entrophosporales; Entrophosporaceae
Source: the annotation of a GenBank genome assembly
AUGAAUUUAUUAAAUGAAAUAUUACAAUUCAGUAAGCUACUUACCUCAGCAAAUGGAAAUGAUGUUUUCAGUUGGGAUUCCAAACAUUUAAAUUUUGUUAUUCGAUAUGCACGUACGAUUGAAACUAAGUUAUUUGGAUUAUCAAGGGAAAAAACAGAUCUGAUUCAACAACAACUUGAUAAUGGAAUGACCAGAAUUAUUAAAAAACAAAAACCACCGCCAUCCUUAGAAGAGUUAAGAAAUGCUCGUUGUUUAUUGUAUAAAGCAUUGAUAAGUAAUCCUAAAUUAUCAAAUAAUUUGUAUUCUUACUUGUUAAAAACAUAUGGGUUUAAUGAUGAUAAUGAAAGAAAUUCUUCUUCAAAAAAGGAUAUUAUAACAAAGGCAUCAGGAAUUACCAAUACUUUUUUAGAAUGUUUGGAUGACAUUAAAAUCAAUCAUAAUUUAGUAGAAACAAAAGAUAUUUCCACUACUACCAUUUGUAAUGAAUAUAUUCGAAUAAUAACCAAAAACAAUUUAAUUGAUUCAAGGACAAUAAAAUACGACUACUCAUUCAAACUUUCACCUAUUAAUAUUAAAAGAUGUACUGCUGGCAGAAUAUUGUUAAAAAAUUGUUUAAAAUUGUACAAUAAUAGUAGCACCAGUAAUGGAUAUAAUGGAUAUAUUCACUGUGAUUUAAGAAAAGAAGUUGAAAAUCAAAUUAUCAAUUACUUGAAUAAUUAUGUUGGAGAAGAAUCAGGUGGAAUGGAAAUAGUUUUUCGUAGCACUAUACUAGCUUUUGAAGAUAACCAAUUUUAUCGUGAUGAUGACCAUGGCUAUGUUAAUAAUUUAAAUUUAUUAGGGUUGAGACAACUUUUUCUAAGGUGGAUUAUGACAUGUAUUUUUUCUAAUCAAAAUCAAAAAAAUGGUACAAAAAUGACAGAUAUUGAAUCAGAGAUUUGGAUUUUACAUCCUUGGAUACUUGAAAAAAUUUCACAAUAUCAUGAACCAUUCUUUAAAUUUUAUUAUGGAAGAUUGAUACAUUGCACACGUGAAGAACAACAAAGGAUGAUGAUUUUGGAAGAUGAAAGAACAUUCAAUCAUUCUAUUCAACCUUUGAUGUAUUAUAGAAAAAUUAUUAAAAAAUAUGAUAGCGAUAAAGAUGAUGAUGAUACUUUUUAUAUUAGUACUACUACUAAUAGUACUAACACCGCCAUUAUUAAAACUAAUGAUAAUAUGGAAACAUCUAGCCAACGAACUAGAAUACAUGAUAAUGACGAACAUUUAGAUAGUAUAAUGAAUGAAUGA